AUAUAUCGUCUCUAGGGAAACGCAAGUGUGACAGAGUGUUGACUGAGCUAUGUGUCACGCGAUAGUACUGUGACUUUUUGUUGACUUCCAGUUCUCCUUUGAUAAAGUGCUGAUUUAAACCUAGACAGAGUAAACAUUUGAGCGGUAAACACUAUCUAGGUUAAUGGAUAUAACGAAGACUCCUGGAACGUGUGUCUAUAGUUAAAGGUUGGAACUCUUAUAAGUCAUCAAGUUGGUUGAGAAUGGCUAACAGCAGGGAUGCCAGUGAGAGCACCCCUCUUUUGGACUCAUCGGUGAACAGACCUUCACCACCAUCAGUUUUCCAGGGAAGACGACUAGCAUGUGCAGCCAUCCUGCUGGCUGAAUCAUUAGAGAGGAUUGCUUUUUACGGCAUCACAUCCAAUCUGGUUCUUUUUCUCAAUAGCAGUCCUUUUUAUUGGGAGGGUACUCAGGCGAGUCAGGCUCCUCUGAUAUUCAUGGGAGUUACUUACCUGAUUUCACCAUUUGGAGGCUGGUUGGCGGAUGCAUACCUUGGGAAAUUCUGGACCAUUGCCUCAAGUUUGAUCCUAUAUUUUGCUGGCCUGCUGUUUUUCCCUUUCAUUUCAAAUGAAGGCACCAGGACACACCUGUGUGGAGAAGAGUUGGCGUUUCCUGUGCAACCUGCUGAGUGUCUGAGCACAAACAGUACCCCACCAAGCAAUGUAACCUGCCCUGUUCGUGCCCCAUAUUGUGGCCCAGUAGUCUACAGUGGACUUUUUUUAAUUGCAUUGGGUGUGGGUACUGUGAAGUCCAACAUCACUCCAUUUGGGGCAGAUCAGGUCAAAGACAGAGGACCAGAGGCCACACGCAGAUUUUUCAACUGGUUCUACUGGUGCAUUAAUUUGGGAGCCAUCCUGUCUCUGGGUGGUGUGGCCUACAUCCAGCAAAAUUACAGCUUUAGGCUUGGCUACAUCAUCCCAGCAGUGUGCCUCGGAGUCUCCUUCCUGGUCUUUCUCCUGGGCCGAACCGUCUUCAUCACCAAGCCUGCUGAUGGCAGCGCCUUCACAGAUAUGGCCAAGAUCCUGAGCUUCGCCUGCUGCUCCCAAAAACCAAAGGAACCCAACCUGCUCCGACACAAACCAACACUACUAGACAGUGCCAAAGUGACCUAUGGAGGAAAAUUUCCAGAAGAGAAAGUAGAGGAAGUGAAAGCCCUGGUGAAAAUCCUCCCAGUUUUCUUCGCCCUUAUCCCAUAUUGGACUGUAUAUUUCCAAAUGCAGACAACGUACGUCCUGCAGAGCCUUCAUCUGAAGAUUCCUGAUACUGCCUCGAACAGCACUGUUGACUCCCACCAGAUGACGUUCCGCUUCCCAGCUGCCUGGCUCACCAUGUUUGACGCAGUGCUCAUCCUUAUGCUGAUUCCCCUUAAGGACAAAGUGGUGGACCCCAUCCUGAAACGUCGCGGCCUGCUGCCCUCCUCUCUGAAGAGGAUUGCAGUGGGGAUGUUCUUUGUGAUGUGGUCGGCUGUGGCAGCGGGUAUUUUGGAGACCAAACGCCUGGAGAUCGUCAAAUCAAAUGGUACCAUUGACCAGGUGCUUGGCAAAGUUAUCUACCACGCAGCAGAUUUGCCCAUAUGGUGGCAGGUGCCUCAAUAUGUGCUGAUAGGAAUCAGCGAAAUCUUUGCCAGCAUUGCAGGUCUGGAGUUUGCCUAUUCUGCAGCCCCCAAGUCCAUGCAGAGUGCCAUCAUGGGGCUCUUCUUCUUUUUCUCUGGGAUUGGCUCCUUCGUGGGAUAUGGUCUGUUGGCUAUUGUCUCCCUCAAGGAGAUUGGCUGGAUGUCAUCCCACAGAGACUUUGGCAAUAUCAACGACUGCUCUCUGCACUACUACUUCUUCCUCCUGGCAGGGAUACAGGGCAUAACCUUGCUGGUCUUCCUCAUUGUCUCUGUCAAGUACGACAAGCAGAGGGGCAGGGCGGGAAGCCAAAGGCAGAGACAUGCCUCCUCUUGACCCCGACAUGUCCUUUGAACCCCACUCACCAUACCUGCCUUUUCCUGUCAUAUCACUCAGUGCCCAAAGACCCUGUUGAAUGGGUACUUACUAAUCACAUCCUGCAGAAGUUUGGGUUACCUCACAUGUGAUUCUGUCAUGACUAUAUAUAUCUUAUUUAUCUUGGUUUUAGCUUUUAUGUAGGAAUCCCUUUAUCUUUUUUUUUAAUAACAGAAAUGGUUUUACAUCACUGGGUGAGCGCAGAGGCACCACUGAAAGUAUAGAGAUCAAUGCAGGAGGCAUGUUUGAAUCGUUUCUACUGUAUUCCCUUACUCCUGUGUGUUUACGCCUGUUGCCUUUCUUUGAUCAUUUGCACUUGACUUGAGGAGUGGUGCCAUAACAAGAUGAUAUCUUGAUACUUUCUAAUCAUGGGAUGCUCAGUUGUUUUUAUGGUUAGAUUUAUUAAUCUUAUUCUUGGACUAAAGUCUUUUACUAACCAUUUUACCAACUUCGGUACGAUGCAUCAGUAUUUAGUCAAACCAGUCAUUUGAAUGGUUUCUGAACAUACAUUCUGAAAUGUGAAAUUGGGGUUUUCGUGCAUUAAAUGUACCUUACUGUCAGCAUUAUUUGCUGAUGACACUUACGCCCGCUGGCUUUUAGAGACUCUCAAAUACCUAUGCAACAACAUAGCUGUGAACACAUCAAAUGGGAGAUUAGUUUUAAUGCAGGAGGGUAGUUUUAUGUUUCAGUGUUGUUGCAGACUCCCAGAAAUGAUGUCUGUUAAUGUUGAGACACAGGAGGGCUUUUGUUAGAAAAGAUUCCAAAUGAGCACAAUUAUAUUUCUGUUUGACUAAUCUAAUAUUCAAAUCUAAUAUUGAGAGAAAAAGCAGUCUCUCAUAUUUGUUUCCACUGCCUGUGAUUACAUACUGUAAAUCCACAUAAAUCCAUCCUAUAAAUCUCAGAUAAAUCCUCAAACAGAACCAUGCAUAAAUAAUGAUAACUCCUAAAGUUAAAAAUACUCUCUGACUUUCAUGAAGCUUCACAGCAGUUUAAAAUUUCUGAUUAAGCAGCAAAAUCGCACAUAUCUGCAUGAUUAACAACUAAUUAGUAACUAACCUUAAACUCUUGAGUUUAGUUCUCAAAAUAUCUGUGGCAUUAAUGCUUGGAGUAUGAUAAAAGCAGUUCUGAACUUAAUGCAUAAAAAUUAAAAUCACAACCCAUUUACACUGACACCAUCUCUAUAUUUAGAAUUUAAUAGCAAAAUAAAUCACAACUUUCACAGUAUUUGCUGUUAAAACUUUUUAUAGUGUUAUCGUGGCUUUGCAGCUUUGCCAGAAAAUCUUGCAAAAGAAGCUUCUGUUUUCUUGUCAUAUUUAUUAGACUGUGAUGCAUUUGUUUUUAGCUUUAUACUGUUGAGAAUAAUGCUAGUGUGUGUGUGUUCCUUCAAUCCUCAGAAUAAGUAGAGCACAAGGUACUGAAUUUACUCUCAGGGCUUGAGGAAUGUGUCAAGUGACAUAACUCUCCAGGAAAUUUAAAACUGCCUUUGAGAGCUCUCGACGAGUGUUUAGCCUGUGGUGUAAAUAAAGUUACAUCUGUAACAGCACAUUAGAAGAAGAGGCUAUCUCACUGACGGUAUGUGAUGGCUUUUAGAUUGAUUUUAAUUUGUGUUUAAUUGGUUGGAUAAAUGGAUGUUCCUUGUUUUAUUGCAUAUUUUAUAUUUACUUGCUUUGUCAUCUCAGUUGAGUUUAUUUUGGAAUUAUAUUCUGUUUUCAUAAUGCUGCAUAGCUGGAAUAUUGUUUUGUGGUUAUAUUUGUGGCCAUUAAAGUAUAUUAAAUUGAGAAUUGGGUUUCAACCUUUGCCUAAAUAAAACAUGACUUGCAAAGCUUGUUCAGAUGUUACUUAACAAAGUGGUUGUAAAAAGCUUCCUCUUUAUUCUCCACUUUUGUUGUGCAUAUUUGUUAUUUUUUUCAUACAUGCCAGCACUGCUUUGUUACAGGCUGUGUGGUCUAAAGUUACAUGUAUAACUGAAAUAUUAGUGGCCUACUUUUGUUGUGUAAGUUUUUAAGUUUACUCCAGUAUUCACACGUUACUGAUAUAAAUAUUGUAUGAUAUUUUAAACACCAGAAAACAUUAAUAAGUUAGUGUGAUAACUCGACAGUGGUCGACCUUGUUGUUUACAUUUGAAUCACGAAUUGUGCCUCUAAAGCCUGCCAUGAUGCUUUCAUGAUUAGGGUUAUGGUUUGUUGCUCCUAAGGCAAGCUCAAAGUAGAGUACCUAAAUUAUUUAUAUUACAAAAAAUACACCCUGUGGCAGGCUGUUGCAAACACGCAGGUGUAAAACCUCAUUUUGCAUUCCCACUGGGGAAGGCAGCGUAUUUCUCCUUAGUUUCAUCAGCGGGAGAUUGAAAUCAACACGUCAUCACAGAUCUUUUUUUUAAUGUUAAGGCCUCCCAGCCAUGAGGCUCACAGAGGGCCAUUUCCUGUUUAAUUUGGUCAGAGAGCUCGCAUAACCGUGACUGAGCAGACAGCUUGAUGUUUUAAACCAACACAAUGCCUCCGGGUCAUAAUUCUAGUGUGGCGGCUUGUUUCUCAUGUUGAGAGGAAUUUCUGACACAUCCAAGUGGUUAUGGCGGCAGAAUUGCAAGGCAGUAACACUGAGAUAUAUAGUUUUGGUACUGGCCUUCCAAUAUUUUAAGUUGAUUUAUUGGCCAGGGUUUAAGCAAACAACAGUACCUUGGAGAGAACACCUCCUACAUAUAUUUAUACCUGCUAGUGUUCUUGUUUUUUUUAUAUUUGAGCUAAUGAUUUAUCAGCCAAGGUAAUGCAUAGCCUCUGAACUUUAAAAAGCUCUCAAUUUGAUAGAAUACAUUUUUAAACAGAAUUCCACUCUCUUGCUAUUCUGAUGGCAUGGGUUAGGGUUAGGUUUGGCAGUGCUAGUCUGUCGAGUCAUCACUUUGGUCGAGACUGAAGUGAAACUACUGGAUGGAUUACCAGACAUUCAUGGUAUCCACAGGCUGAAUCCUGAUGACUGAAGUAAUUUCCUGUAGCAUCAUUAGAAGUAAAGUAUUUACUUUCCUGUGAAAUAUCUCUACAUUAUUUGAUGGAAUGAGACCAUGGGACAAAAUGUUGGACACUUAUUUGCACUUUCCACAGGACAUAUCCUGAUGAUUUUGGUGAUCCCCUGACUUCUCUAGCGCCACCAUGAGGUUUACAAUUGUGUUUUGAGUGAAAUGCAGUUAGCUCAAAGCACUGCUGUACAGAACUGCUCUACAGUAUUAGAUUAACAGUAUUGCCAACAUAGUGUAACAAUAAAAAACAGUAACGCUUAAGCUAUGAUUGCAGAGUUCAGUCAGUCACAUUUACUUUCUCCAAGUAUCUUUUGUUUAGCAUUAACAAAAAAUGAAGUUGCUGUGUCUUUGUCCAUGUCCAUUAUAUUUAUUGCUUGAUUAAGGCCAAUAUCUAUGCUCUACAUUAAAUAGUUUUGUCUCCUCCCCGUCCACUCUAAAUGACUUUUUGGAGGCGUGUGGCAGUCUAACAUAAUCGACAGGAUGUUAAGCUGUUUUUAAUUGUAUUACAGUCUCACCUGUGUAAUGAGCAACCGGCAGAUGCUCCUUAAGAUGUUCCUCCAGUAAUUGGAGGAUUAGGAGGUAUCAUCACAUGUUAAUUAAGAUAAGCUAAUGCAGUCACAAUGUUUAAGAAAAUGGCCAAGCAGACAAAUCGCCCAUCUCCGAGUACUAAUCAUCAGCAUUUACAUAGACCUAAUUAUCUUAUCUGAGCUGUCUUUGUUGGUAGGCAUCCUGGAGCCUUUUCUGUGGGAGAUUCCAAAUGAGACGGUGUUGGACAAGAGACAAGUUGUUUAACUCAGGGUUGUUGUUUCUACACCAAUGAAGUCCUGCCGAGGAUAUGAGCUAUGGAAAGCAAAACAUGUGGGGCCUUUUACAAUCUCCUGUUCCAGAAAAUGAGCUAGUCUCGUCACUUGAAAGACUGUUUUCUGUGGCACUGAGCACAAUGGCAGGUUAAGGAUGUUCAUUCAGACAGAUGAUCUGUGAAAUAAGCAACCGUAAAAUGCUUUAACAACGUACAUCCAUCUGGAUUUAUGGCAUCAACCUUGGUUAUUAUGUGCAGGCCCUGUGGUUUAGAGCAUCUUAUUUGUACAGAAUGGGGCUUGACUCCCAUAAAACAGUACAGGUAUCAAGAUAAAUCAUUCUCAGCCACACUGAAGAAUACCAUCCGUGCCAGGUGUAUCUUGGUAGCCCUCUGACCUUCUAUUGUUUUCCAGCAGGUAGAAAAAUGCUCUGGCCUGUCUCAGAGCACUGGCUGAUAUGUUGCUCCCCUGUGCACAGUGUCCCGCUAGUCCUUCUGGGCCGAUAUAUCUAAAUGGCAAGGUUGGGUACUCAACUCAUGCUUCGCUAGCUACUGCUGUUAUGAGAGACACACCUCAAUUCUAGGGGCCAAAUAGCAGGUCCACACAAAGUUAACAGUUUAUUUGGGUGUUUAAGACUUGAUUUUAGGUGUAAGGUAAGAGGAUAAGGCUGGAGAUAUAUAUUUCUUAUCAUCAACAAAUACAAAUUAUAAGACCAAAAAACAUCAAUCUGUUGAUCCUAAAAACAAUUGCCUGUGCAGCCAAGGUCUGGUAUAGCUUAUUCCCCUGUGCCGUCGAUUUCCAUUGUUGUCUAAAAACUGUGGAAAACACAUCAGUGAGCCACACCUAUGCACAGCAGGACACGUUCCUCCACUACAAUGAACAUGGGUACUGUCAUUUAUUUUGAGUCAGUGCCACAUAAGCUGUCCCACUGCUGUAAGUACUAACUGGAGGAUCCAAUGUGUAUUAAUCCACAGCUAAAAAUAGUCCCCAAUGAAUACACUAUUACUUCUGUUAGGAGUAUCACCUUAGAAAUAUUGCCACUGACAGGGUGAUAAAGUCAGAAAAUAUUUCAAGAUGGACUAAUACUUUGUAGAUUUUUAUGUUUUCAUGGGAUGUAUAGACAAUAAGAAAGUAUAGAAUAAACUAAGUCUUUUACUUUAAGGUAAGAAUUAGGUUUAGCUUGUGGUAAGGGGCUAGGCUUGAAUGUAGUUGAGAAACAGUCCUUACAGGGAUAGAGAGGCAAGUUACUGUGUGUGUGUGUGUGUGUGUCUGUGUGUGCUCUGGUCAGGUGGGAGACUGUGUUUACAAGACACAGAUUUGGCACGAGGGUUUUGUUUAUGAACAGCGUUGUCUUUGGUGCCCUGUGGCUCCAUCUGUAGAAAUUGGUAAGACCGGAAUGUCAAGCUGACCUUGUCAGCUGCUCCUUCGUUCCUCUGCAGCAGCGUGUUUGUGCGUGUUUUGCUGCUGUAAAACUACUGUGAACUGAUUUUAAAAUGAAUUCAGAGGAAGCAACAUAAAUCAAGCAGCGAAUAAUCAUUUGGAAAUUGCAAAUACAGACCUGGCACAUUAGGACCACAGGGAGCACAGCCAACCAUUAGUGAGAGUUUGUUGGUCUCACAUCAUCAAUUUAAUUAAAAAUCCAUUUAAGAUGGAGGCCUGGGGAAGGUUUUUUUUCUUUUCCUUUCAGGGGAAGUCAAGACUUCAAGGCCAACAAAAAUGAGUCUUGAGUUACCAUGCUCCAAGAAUGGAAGUGAAUACAAUCAUUAUAUCUGCUGUUUCACAUCCUAGCAGGUAUGAACACGCCUAAGACCGGAGCCCAAGGGGUUGGAGACAGUGGGUCCUUAAUGGGCUGCUCUGCUGUUCCUACCUGAAGAGGCUGAAGCCACCGACGAUGGCCAUAGAAACAGAGUCGCAGUGGUGUAUUAAUUACACGGGGACCCCCAUCAAUCAUGCCCCUUGUGGCUGACAGAUAAAUCCCUCCCAGACCUACACUGGCUCCCCUCACCCUUCACAGUCCACAGGCUGAGCACAGCAGCAACAGUCCCAGCACACAGCACAUGCUGCACACAGACCCCGAUUCAAUCCCCUGCAGUCGCCAAUCGAGCCACAGAGGCAGGAAAAUCACACAGGAGACAGAAGACCGCACCACAGAAGAAAAAUAGAGAAACAUUUCAAGACAGAAAAGAAAUGGAGACAAAGGAGUGAGGAGGGAGAGUUUUCCCUGUGUGUGUGUGUGUGCACGCAAUGACUAAACUGAGGUCUUUGUUUUAGUUCGACCAUUUAGGAAAUAUACUCAUUUGACAGAUGAGAAGAUAAAAUGAGAUUCAUGUCUGUAUAGUAUGUAUGAAGCCACCAACCAGUUAACUUCGCUUAGCAUAAAGACUGGAAGGAAACACCUUGCCUGGCUAUGUUUGUGUCAGUUUUGCUCUUCACUUUUCAUGCAGUUUAAUUAAGGAGCUUUAGAGUUGAUGACAGGUGGAUUUUGUUGCCACCAGUCUUUAUGCUAAGUCAUUUAGUCUGCUGGCUGUAGCUUUGCCACAUAUGAGAGUGCGGUCAGUCUCCUAAUCUAAUGGAUCUAAUAAAGCAAAUAAGCUUGCUAUCCCUUAUUAUCUUAAAACCUGGCUAAUUAUCUUUCUAUUUGAACUCUCUUUGUUGAUUUUUUUGUCAGUGCUCUGGCUCGGCAUGCAGUGGUCUGCUAGCAGCACCCCUCAAGUAGAAAAGAGAAUCCGUCAACAAGCUACUUGAACUAAUUAAAUCAAAGUAGAAAAGCCACAAAACUUUCAUAGAGGUGUCUUAAGGGGCUCCAUUCAGUGCUGACUGUUGACAUAACUGAACUAAUCUAAAUGGCAUCCCUAAUUACACUCAAGGUAGUGCUACUAUUUGCUGAAGUAUCUCACCUCCCCUCUUCCAACCUAAUACUGUGAGCGUUGCUGAUUAACAAUCUGAUCCACACUGCAGCAACAGUUAACAUAAUGUGAACAUUUCUCUGCUUGAUGGAAAAUAAUAACACACAAAAAAACGCAAUCAGCCAACACCACUGUGAUGAUAAUAACAUUCACUGAACAAAAUGCAAUUUUUCAGCCGACUGCCUUUGUUUAGGAAGUUUUCAGAGAUGAUUAUUAUUUGUGCAAUUAUCUGAAUAAUAAAUGAUCCAUUUCUAAAAAGAAAACAUUUCCCACCUUGCCCGUAAUUAUCCCUUUUUGUAUCUGCAUUAUCCCAGGAGAUGGAGAGCAUAUUAUAUCCCAGUUUGGCCAUCAGCAUACUUCUCCUGGAGGCUUUGGGACAGAGGUUAACAAGACCUUAAUUGGCAUUUUCUUCAAAGCUCUCAAAACUUUAAACUAAGGGGGUGGCAGUAGGAAAUGUCACAUUAACAUGUUGUCCAGCCAUUGAGUUUAAAAGCCCCUUCACACACUGGCUGUCAUGUUAGGUGUUGAGGAGAUGAGAGUAUAAUGGCCGCUGACUUCCUCCACUGGCGAGCAUUAAAAGGGUAACAUAUACUGCGUUGUGGCUUGUGGAUAAAUUGCAUCUCAGAAAAUAUUUUUGAUACAAAGGUGACUAUAUAAUUGUACACCCCCUCCCACCCCCCACAUUCCUCAGCUGACCUGAAGACAUGAGAAAUGAAUAACUUUAUGAUGCUGCGGUCAAUAAAAGAUGAUACACGCUCUUGACAUUGUUGUGUAUUCCUUAAAUGUUAUGAAAAUACAAUAUACAGAGCAACAAUACAAUGCUUUGGAGACUGUUCAGUAUAUACAUAACAGGUCUUCUGCCGUGUUAAGGAGGAUGAGAAUGAACCAGACAGUUGUGCCUUUUUCUUUUUUUUUUUCCCAACGACAUGCAGAAAUUUCUCUUGGCUUGCUUUGG
Messenger RNA from Lates calcarifer (barramundi perch), 9689 nucleotides. It is a transcript of the gene slc15a4, whose product is annotated as solute carrier family 15 member 4. Bases 243 to 1985 code for a protein of 580 amino acids. Gene Ontology annotation, cellular component: membrane. Lineage: Eukaryota; Metazoa; Chordata; Actinopteri; Centropomidae. The transcript has 9 exons. Gene Ontology annotation, molecular function: transmembrane transporter activity. The record is from RefSeq and is a predicted model, not a curated record. Gene Ontology annotation, biological process: oligopeptide transport; transmembrane transport.